Messenger RNA from Pollicipes pollicipes, 581 nucleotides. Its product is annotated as pancreas transcription factor 1 subunit alpha. Gene Ontology annotation, biological process: sensory organ development; positive regulation of transcription by RNA polymerase II; axon development. NCBI's taxonomy places the organism in Eukaryota, Metazoa, Arthropoda, Thecostraca, Pollicipedomorpha, Pollicipedidae. The transcript has 2 exons. The record is from RefSeq and is a predicted model, not a curated record. Gene Ontology annotation, molecular function: protein dimerization activity; E-box binding; DNA-binding transcription factor activity, RNA polymerase II-specific. Gene Ontology annotation, cellular component: nucleus. The coding region runs from base 39 to 581 and encodes 180 amino acids.
GUCUCCGUGGGCAAGCGCUUUGAGAGGACGGAGACGGCAUGGCGUUGACGCUGCCGGACAGCCCCGACAGUGGUAUCACGCUUGAUGACGGAGACCGCUGGAUGCAGCACUGCAGGGUACCGCUGUUACAUUCUGCACACACCAUGACUUCACGCGUGAAGCAGGACAUGAAGCGAGUCUUUGAGAUGGACUGCAGUUAUCCGGAAGCACACGCUAUUUCCGUCAAGGGAGAACCUGCCGUCAUUCGGUUGCCGCACGGGAUCUCCGUCACCCCUGAUCUCCCACCACGAACACGGUCGGUCGUCGGCGUUGCCGAGCAGUCUGAGAGACGACCAGCUUCGGCCGAACCUGGGGCGCCGCCACCGAGGAAGAAGCGGCGCGCGCCGGCCAGCGAGGCGGUAUGGCGCCGGCGCCGGGAGGGCGCCAACUGCCGCGAGCGGCGACGCAUGCAGCGGCUCAACGAGGCGUUCGACCUGCUGCGGCACCACCUGCCGCAGGGGAGCGAGUCGCAGCUCUCCAAGCACGAGACGCUCCAGAUGGCCAUGGAGUACAUAUCGGCCCUGCAGCUGCAGCUCUGCUGA